AUGCCAAUCAGUACCUAUCUACGCCCUCGUAUAGCAGCUGUUGAAACUGGCGUCGUUGAAUUAAAUCUGUUUCGAACUGGUAUUCAAGAUGACGCUAUUGUACGAAAUGAACGUCGAUCAACUAGACUAUUUUUAGCUCUUCUCAGUAUUUCAAUAGUCAUUCUCGGACUGUAUUACUCAGUUAUAGGGUAUAGAAAAACUAUUAUAAUUCCAUCCCCGUCAAUCAGCAAAUAUUCUAAUUUAUCAAAAGAAGUAUCAUUACAAUGUCCUUGUAAGAAUGCAUCAGUAAAAUAUGAAGAAUUUGUUCAUAUGAAACCUUUUUAUCAUGAAUUAUGUAAAAGUGAUUUUGUUUCUGAUCGAUAUAUUCGUCGACUCUAUAGUCUCUAUGAACAAACUGUGGAUAGUUCAAUUCCAACAGACGUUCAUCGAAUAGCAGUAUUUCAGUUUCAAACACUUCGUACACUUUGUCAAUUAGCACAAAAAACAACUGAUGAUAGUCUUAAAACAUUUUUACAAAAUGGAUUUGUUCAAACACACACCGUUGCUGAAGAAUUAUUUGAAAAUCAAAUUGCAUCAUUGAUAACAGAUUUUAUUAGUAGCACAUCAAAAACAUUUAUGAGAACACUGAAGUUUAUUCAAGAUGUUACAGCACAAAGUUUAUUUAUGACUGGUGCUUCAGUAACUAGUGUUAAACCCAGAACGCAGUCUCGAAUGGGUUUUUUCGAAAAUCUACCAUAUCCUGGAAUCAAGUAUACAUUUAAAGAUGGAUCUUCUUGUACAUGUUCAAGUUCUACUGCUAAUACCUGCAUGGGUUUGGCAACAUUGAAUAAUAAUGCUAUUCCUGGUUUUCAAACAGGUUGUUAUAUGCUAAGCGCACUUCUUCAUUCUACACUUGAAAUGUGCUACAAUCAAGUAUUUAUCGAUAUCUUAACUGACGCUUCGAAUAAAUAUCAAAAACUCGAUGGUUCAGAUUCAUAUUCCACAGUUGAAGUAUUACUUAGUCAAAUGUUCAUUACUCAUUGGUCACAUAACGCAUCUUUUGAAAGCUAUUUUAAUCAUUGUGCACCGACUCUAUGUCAAUAUACAGUAACUUCGACACACGAUUUCUGGUUUAUUAUCAUAACAUUGAUAGGGUUCUUUGGUGGAUUAUCAUUCGUGUUGAGAAUCGUUGCACCUUUGUUGAUUACAAAACUUUGGCCAUUUAUUUGGAAGUUAAUUACUAGACGACGAAGGCCAGCUGCACAAAUCGUAGAAAUAGACGUGAAUACAGGUAUCUAUCUAUAA
Messenger RNA from Adineta steineri, 1284 nucleotides. NCBI's taxonomy places the organism in Eukaryota, Metazoa, Rotifera, Eurotatoria, Adinetida, Adinetidae. The record is from the annotation of a GenBank genome assembly.